UUUUGACACCACCCCUUCUUUGCAGACGGACUUGGAUAGAGACCGCUCGGUGUAAACAAAUCUAUAGCGCAGAACUGCCUUGUUCUGAACAUUGACCUAUACAUCUAAUUGGACUGCUUGUCUGUACUGGUUUCAAGAAUGUAAGUCAAUGGAAUGACCGCUGGCAGAAUCAACCCAAUCUGGGUUGGAAUCCGAUCAUUCAUGGUUAAUCAAUGCCAUCCGAUAAGUUAGCGUUAGAUAUCUGCCGCGGUCGCUGUCAAGGAAGGAGGGAGGAAUCGCACACAAUCUUAUGAUACUCACUUCUGCAAUGGCGACACCUGCAGAACACGACCUCACAUUAGCCGAAGCUGAAAGCAACAAAGAGAAGACUCAAAUGUUUGGGAUCCUUAGGUUGCAGGAAGACAAGUCAACCGGUGAAAAAGCUAGCACCGUGGCUGCUGCCGCCAGCACUAGUAGUAGUAGCAGCAGCGUCAAAUCUGGGGACGGGAGAUGGCAGGCGCCUAUCUUCGCACUGGCCAGGAAAGCAUCGGAAACCUUCUCAGGAAGCAUUCAUGUCCUUCCCAAGGUAGCAGAGCACAAAACCUCUCCUUUCACCGAGGACUGGAGCUCCAAGGCCUUUCGAGAUCCCAUGGCCAUGGAACGUGCCAACCUGCUGAACAUGGCCAAGCUUAGCAUCAAGGGUCUAAUCGAGUCUGCCCUGAGCUUCGGCCGGACCCUGGACUCGGACUACCCUCCGCUCCAGCAGUUUUUUGUGGUGAUGGAGCACUGUCUGAAGCACGGGCUGAAAGUGAAGAAGUCAUUCCUUGGCUACAACAAGUCUCUGUGGGGUCCUCUGGAGAUGGUGGAGAAGCUCUGCCCGGAGGCUGCUGAGAUUGCCGCCAGUGUCAGAGAUCUGCCAGGCCUCAAGACCCCUCUGGGGAAAGCUCGGGCGUGGCUCCGCUUAGCGCUCAUGCAGAAGCGCCUGGCGGAUUACCUACGAUGCCUCAUCACCAGGAAGGACAUACUGAGUGAUUUCUACGAGAGUGCAGCAGUGAUGUUGGAGGAGGAAGGUGCUGUCAUCGUGGGUCUUCUCGUCGGACUCAAUGUGAUCGAUGCAAACUUAUGUGUGAAGGGCGAAGACCUGGACUCACAGGUGGGCGUGAUCGACUUCUCAAUGUACUUGAAGAAUGACAUUGAUGACUACAGAAGUGAGGAGAGAAAUGGCCAAAUAGCUGCUAUUUUGGACCAGAAGAACUAUGUUGAAGAGCUGAACAGACAACUAAACUCAACAGUGACGGGCUUACAAGGAAGGGUAGAAUCCCUCGAGAAGUCCAACUCCAAACUUAUUGAGGAGCUCGCCAUUGCCAAAAACAACAUCAUCAAACUACAGGAGGAAAAUCAACAGCUACGAACAGAGAACUCAGUGAUUGUCAUGAAAACCCAGCGUCGUCUAGAGGUGACUCAGGUAGAUGUGGAUGUUGAGUUGGACACUUACAAACAGUCGAGGCAGGGUCUGGACGAGAUGUACAACGAGGCCAGGCGACAGCUAAGAGAGGAAUGUCAACUACGGCAGGCUGGGCAGGACGUGGAGAACGAGCUGGUUGUCCAAGUGAGCAUGAAGCAGGAGAUGGAGAUGGCCAUGAAGCUGCUGGAGAAGGACAUCCACGAGAAGCAAGACACCCUCAUCGGCCUGCGCAACCAGCUGGACGACGUCAAGGCCAUCAACGUUGAGAUGUACCAGAAAAUGCAGGCUGCUGACGACGGCCUCAAACAGAAGGAUGAGAUGAUUUCCCGGCUGGAGGAGAAGACCAAUCAGAUCACAGCGACCAUGAAGCAACUUGAACAGAGAUUGCAGGAGGCUGAGAGGGAUCGCUCCACCGCCGAAGAGGGCACACGCAAAUUCAAGCAGGACUUUGCCAACAAAGCAGACAAUCUCCAGAAGCAGAUUGCCCAGAGAGAGAAGCAGAUGCUGCAGCUGGAGACGGAUCUGAAGAUUGAGCGGGAGUGGCGGCAGACCUUGCAGAAUGAUCUAGAACGGGAACGAGACAUCGUUGCUCAGCUCAGUGCUCAGGCUCUGCAAAUCAAUGGACUCAAAAAAGAGUUCCACCGGAUGCAUGAUGAGAACCGGCAACUGAAAGGCAUCUGUGAGGAACAGGAGCAGGCCCUGGAGGAGCUGGGCUGCAAACUCAGCGAAUCCAAACUGAAAAUUGAAGACAUCAAAGAAGCAAACAAGGCCUUGCAGGGUGGCCAAGUGUGGCUGAAGGAUAAGGACGCUACGCACUGUAAGCUGUGUGAAAAAGAGUUCUCCAUUUCCAGAAGAAAGCACCACUGCAGGAACUGCGGCGAGAUCUUCUGCAACGCCUGCUCUGACAACGAGCUGCCCCUCCCCGCCUCACCCAAGCCGGUGCGAGUGUGCGACACGUGUCACGCCCUGCUGCUCCAGCGCUGCUCCUCCACCUCCACCUAAAUAAACCAGAGGGAGGUCAGGGGCUCGCCACACUACAGACAGACAGUACACUCACGUACAACAGCCACGACGACCACUCUAGGCACCCCUUUAACCCAGCAGAGGCAGAACAGCAGCCCCUGGCUGCUGUUACUGACACAACAACGUAGAACAACUAAAAUCCAAGAUGGCCGACCACUGGUUUCAGGUGUUAAAAAAAAAAAGAAAAGACGUUUACAUUCUCCUCAGUGUUGUGCCUGAGCCAAGAUACUUUUGAGAGAUUACAGGACAUUUUUUGGCAGCUGGCCAGAAUCAGACAUUCAGAAGGACAGAACAUUCCAAACUUGAAGUACAAAUACCUCUCUAGUCCAUGCAAUGCAUCAAAUCAGUGUGAAGACUAUUGUGAUAAUGCUCUAUGCCUGUGAUGGACAGAAGACUGUUGAGAUAUCUGAUUUAUUACUUAAGUGCAGAUAUUAAUUGAUAUUCACAUGUGCCUAAGUAAGAAGCCAAAAUGAUGAAUGAUGACAUUUCCAGACAUUUCUUUGUAGAAAAGUCAGACCAAGAAGUUUGACCAUCCUAAAGCACUAAGAUUCUUAAUGCUGCUUUGAUUUCAAUGUCAAAAACUGCACAGUGUCAGUUCUACAAAACUUGCCACAUGCUAAUAGAAGUUUGUCCUUCUAUGUAUUUAGAAAUAAGUACUACGACAUGUAAUAUAGCACAUAAUGUUUAAAAUAUGCCAAGGUUUUAACUUUAUUUCUUUUUAUUUGUAAAGUGUAAACUGGAAUUCCUCACAAAAGACUAUGUAUUAUGUCAAUAUGAUUUAUAAUUAAUUUAUGCCAGUUAUAUGAUAUAUUUAAAACCGAACCUGUAAGCCCAAGACCCAACUUCGUAAAAUGGCCAGAUAUUUCAAAUUUGAAAUGUUGUACAGUUGGGUACUAAACCACUGAUGGUUAUAUCUAUUGAUUGUUUUUGUAUUUGCGUAGAAGCACAAUAGAUUAUUAAUUGUCAUUUUGAAUUCAAAUACUGUACAUCACUUCUGAAGAGCAUUGCGUAUCAAUGUAACUUUGGACAGUGAAGUUCAGCAUGAUUUUAAUUUUAUUUUCACUGAAUCCCACUAUCUAGCCACUUGAAAUGUGUGCUUCAAACUGUUAAACUGUAAUUGACAGAUACAUCAUUCAGCUGGCUUGAGUGAAUGAAGAGAGAAGUGACCUGUGUACAGAGAAGCCUUCAGGAGGCCAGAGAUUACGUUUGCAGUUUCAAUGGAAGAUCCAUUGCUGAAUGCUUCCAUUCCAGAAUCAUCAUUCACCAGUUUCAAAAUAAACUCUUCAGCGGAACUGA
Messenger RNA from Alosa sapidissima (American shad), 3763 nucleotides. RefSeq names its product RUN and FYVE domain containing 2 (gene rufy2). Gene Ontology annotation, cellular component: cytoplasm. The record is from RefSeq and is a predicted model, not a curated record. The transcript has 18 exons. Gene Ontology annotation, molecular function: metal ion binding. NCBI's taxonomy places the organism in Eukaryota, Metazoa, Chordata, Actinopteri, Clupeiformes, Clupeidae. Bases 290 to 2446 code for a protein of 718 amino acids.